AUGUGGUCUACUGGUCAUGGUUACAGCCUUUCGGCCAUUCUGUACGUUAAAAAUAAAUUUUCUUUAGCGAACGAAAGGUCAUCGUACUUCCUCAAUAUGACACUGAUGAAUGGAAGUUCAGUUUACUUUGGCCUAUGGAAUUUUACGAAUGAAUUACUACUUCCUUGGCGUAAUUAUUGUGAAACCGUUUAUACAAAGGCCAAAAUAGUUACCGGCUUUUCCAAUAUGCUUUCCGCUGUGGAAUCAAGGAAGUUUAACUUGUCUGGUGAGAAUGUGACCAAUGAAGGCUUGGCAAGAAUGGCGAGACAUUGGGUGACAUUAUUUUUGAAAUUUAGACUUAAACACACCAAUCUGACGUCGGCCACAUGCCCGAUGACCAGCAUCAUAAAGGAGAUCAUUUACUCCAUCAGUCGUGCACAAAAGUUAAAAGGGAAAGAGCGCAAUUUAAACAAACGAGGUACCAUUCAUCACCUACUCAGUAGUGGUGAGGAUUUUCAAUGGAUAGAGGCUAAACAUAAUCACGGUAUAUACAAUCCAAAAGCUGCAAAUGAUAUUCACUUCAUGCUCAGAAGAGACGAAAUGAAAAUAUUUGAACAAACAGUAAAGGUACUCUCAAUUUCUCAUUUCACUCAACUUAAAAAACGGAACAAAAACAGCUCUUCCCCACAACAAAAAACUUAUAGUUACGGAUGCCAAAUACUUAGGAGAAAACCAGCUCAAAGCGAAAAAAAAGGAAAAGCAACCUACAAUUAG
Echinococcus granulosus is the source of this 753-nucleotide messenger RNA. RefSeq lists its product as hypothetical. The transcript has 4 exons. The record is from RefSeq and is a predicted model, not a curated record. Lineage: Eukaryota; Metazoa; Platyhelminthes; Cestoda; Cyclophyllidea; Taeniidae. Bases 1 to 753 code for a protein of 250 amino acids.